This is a messenger RNA of Lineus longissimus, 4915 nucleotides long. RefSeq lists its product as uncharacterized. Lineage: Eukaryota; Metazoa; Nemertea; Pilidiophora; Heteronemertea; Lineidae. Bases 15 to 2708 code for a protein of 897 amino acids. Gene Ontology annotation, cellular component: cytoplasm. The transcript has 20 exons. Gene Ontology annotation, molecular function: ubiquitin protein ligase binding. The record is from RefSeq and is a predicted model, not a curated record. Gene Ontology annotation, biological process: proteasome-mediated ubiquitin-dependent protein catabolic process; regulation of proteolysis.
CACGAAAAAUCAUCAUGGCGGAAGAGGCUGCCUACUGUGGAACUUGGAAGAUUGUUGAAUGUGUUCCUCUUGCUGGAGCGCUGGAACCAACCGGGAUAGAGGGUACUGAGUUCUUCCUUGAUGAAAGCGGCGAUGUGUCAUGGAAAAUCCCAAAGGAAACCAACCCAGAGUCAAUGCCGUUCUUCUUCUGUGAGACAUAUGAGGUUGUUCUUACUGAGCCUGCUCUACUUAAGUUUUAUGGAACAUAUGCUGGCCACGUUGGUCAUGUCAUUGAGUUCAGGGUGGAGGUUUCUGAUGACCUGAUGUUGUUGACAUAUGAAAGAUGCUGUAUGCUACAGUGCCAGAAGGUGCUAUCACAUGACCCAAAUGAGGAAGCCCCCUUCUCAUUCCUGGGGGCAUUUGAAGAGGGGCAUUUUUCAGAUCUCAUUAUUAAAGCUGACAAUGGAAAGGAGUUUAAGGUUCACAAGACAAUCCUGAAUCUGAGUGUGCCUAGUAUUGACUGGAACAAGACGCCUCCCCCUCUCACAGGGCUGAAAGAAGAUGUUCUUUAUGCUGUGCUCUACUAUGUCUACUCUGAGUGCCUGCCUCGUGGCAUGUCAGAAACCACUUGCAAGGCUUGCAUCAAGGCUGUCAACAAAAUGCCUGGGUUCCUUAAAUUCUCGGAGCUGUGUGAGACAUUUUUAAAGAACACUGCAUUAAGACAACAAAUUACCAAUCUAGUCAAUGAUAUGCAUAAUUGUGCCGAUAAGAUCAUUGACCUGUUCAGCGGCAAGGUCAGCGCAGGUGAAGGUCAGGGGAGCAGUACUGACGGUGGCAGUGAUGAUAGUCUUAUGACCAACCCUGCUAAGUUAUGUUACAUCAUCAAACAGGCCCUUAGGGAAGGAGCUGUUGCUUGUGCCAAAUUGUUGAUAUUGUGUGACCUCUUCUCAAGGAGAAAAGGUGAACUGUCUCGUGAAGAAAGACAUGAAAUCAUCAAAUAUGCAAAAUCCAGAAUCCCAGUGUUCAUGAACCAACUGCUACGAUUCCUAGACGUGUGUAAGCGCCAUGCUAGUACGCUAACUGCUAGUCAGAGGCAGGAGAUGGCAACGUAUCUAGUACCAGAGAUUGAAGCUGCCCUAGAGACGAUAUCCAAGUUCAUCUUUGACACAAAGACGGCCCUCGAACAAGUGAUAAGUGCUGCAAAUACAGUUGAGAAGAACAAUGAGAAGCAUGGUGCUGAAAAACAUGAAAAACACAAGAAAGCUCAUGUUGGAGAGGUGCUAGGCAAAACACUUAGAAAUGCAUUACAUGUUAGAGAGCUAAUUAAACUAAAACAUUUUCACGAGAAAACAACAGACACAGUGGUUAGCCUCAUGUUGAAAAAGGAAAGUUUCGGAACCAUGACCCACGAAGAGAAAGUCAGGUCUGUCGCCAAAAAUAUCGAACAACUCUGCGACGAGGUGCCAGUGUUUCUGUCGCUGAGGAUUGAGGAGCUGAUGUCUGCACUGGAUGAAAGGGUCACAUGGAAGGAAUGGAAGUAUCUCUUUAAAUUAGGAACGUCUAAAGUGGCCUGGGCAUUGAAUAAAGUGAUAGCAAAUAAAUCAAGCCUGAAGUCCAUGAUACAACAACUGAAUGACCUUGUGCAUCGUGAUCAUUUCUCACAAUCAUUAACAACUCUAGGCCUGUUGGACCCUGUUGUACCGAAAGCUCCCGAUGCUGCAACCAACAGCGCUCUACCACAGGUCUCUGUUCCAACUACAAAGUAUGCACAGCUGAGCUCUGUCGAGUCAUUGUGUAUACCACCUUUUGCCCGGGACAGCUCAUUAGCCAAGUCAGCGCUGGAGCUGUUGCACCAAGGCGAGAACACAGAUAUGUUGUUUGAAGUGGUUAGCAUCUCGGAGGGCGGUGAUACUAUAAUUGAUCACUCGGAGGAGGAACCUGUGCCACGAACCGACCGAGAACGAGACAUAGACAUACGCCAGAUCAAGGCCCACUGUGUUGUGAUAUCGUCACGAUGUGAUUGGUUCAGACGUGCAUUACUUAGCGGGAUGAGAGAAUCUAUAGACAAAAAAAUCAUAGUACAUGAUACUAAUCCUGCUCUGUUUCAAAUGUUCCUCGAGUACUUGUACAGUGGUGAACUAGAGACGUCAGAAUUAGCAACCGAACAAUUGGCUGAUAUUAUGCAAAUAAGUGAUAGAUAUGAGAUGGAUAGCUUAAAGUUGCUGUGUGAGCACUCCUUGAGGCAUCAUCUUGAUGAAGAUACGGCAUUGUUCUUACUAAGCCUAGCUGAUCAGUUCCAUGCGAAGAUACUUAGGGCAGCAUCGCUCAAUUUCAUCAUGGAUCACCCUUCCUUGAUUGAGAGCGAGAUUUUCGCCGACUUACCCGAGCAUUUACAAACAGAGGCAGAAGACUGUGUUGCGUGGCAUGGCCUUGAGCCGAGGACCCGAUCACUUAGUGGGCAUUGCCAUACUGAAACGCCUAGUUCUGUGUCGAGUCUUAGUGAGGUGGAUGAACUCAUGACCACACUCGAUAUUGCCGAGAGACAGGACCCGUCUUCCAGUUCAUCAGAGGAGCUACCGUUCAUGGAGGACUCAGUUCGUCUCGAAGGCUGCCUCUCUGCAUUGCGUGAUAUUGUUGGGGACACUGUGCCUCGCGAGGAGCUAGUCCGGGUUGCAUUGGCAGCAGAUUACGAUGUGAACAGGGCAUUGAACUUCUUCUUCUCUUCAUGAUUUUAGGCGACAUUAGUUCAUUAAGCAAAGGUGAUGAAUCUUGGUGUACCACAUGGGCCUAUUCAUAGAUGGUAUUUGGCUUAGAACAGCAUUUAAGUUCUAACACAUUAGUGUCAGGACGUACAUAUCUUACAUGGUCAGGCUAUUCAGUGGCAAGAGUCAUCAUCAGUGCUUUAAGAGUUAAUGUCUCAAAAUCAAUGAGUAAAUUUUAGGCUUCUAAGGCUAAAUAAACUAAAAUUAUUGACAUGUGUGAGUUUCAUUGUACAGUUCCACUAGUUCUGAAAAGAACUGACUAGUUUUCAUGUGCAAUACGUACGGUUGGGUUUGUUAAGAAAUCAUGGAGUUUGGGAACAACACAAGAGGGGGUCUCCAUUAAAAACCUGUUCAUGUGUGUUCGGAACUUGUCAAUUGAAUAGUCAAACUUUGAUGUUACUAGCUUAGAUCCUGCUCUGGUGUUCAUUCAGGUACUGAACGUGGGGUCACAUGGAAUAGGGUACCGUAGUGUAAAGCAGUGCAGCGCCUAUCUACAUGUACUUAACUCUUUAAAGUUAAAGUUAAAGCCAGCAGGGAUUACAGGAUUGUAUUGUAUGUUUUGGGACUGUAAAAUUUCAUCUGUUUGUGCUUGAUGUUUCUUUUGUUUUAAAACCUUUAGAAAUUAAUAUUUGUAUAGAAAUUUUAAAAGAUUUUAUAUCUGCUUGUUUUCCAUUUUGUUGACAAUAAAAGGAGGAGUAGAGAAUGAUUUACUGGGCAGGCACAAACAUUCUUAAAAGAGUACCAGUAUAAAGGGGGCCUCUUGAAUUCAUCAGCAAAUAUAAAGACAUUUUAACUGUUUUUGUAAAUUUUGGAAAUUAUGUCUGUGCCACCCUCUUCACAGCUACUCUUAACCAUACAUUGGUGUUGGCCCUGAGUGAGUACCUAUACUUCUCCUUCACAGUUGAAAGUACUGUGGCCAUCGAGAAUGUGCAGUUACUGAGUCCUGUACAUGUACGUAUAGACAGCAUUUUUGAAAGGUUGAAUUUGAAAAUGAACAUGUACGGUUCUCAAUGACACAUUCCAUGUGUUGUCAGCCGCCCGCUGCUUGUGGAGGGCACCAUUUGCAAUAUGGCAUUGUAUACUUCGACAGGAAAUUAUUGUACAUGUAGGCAUAUGUUCCUUGGGCAGAGAAUGGUUGAGAUGUUUAUGUAAAGGGUACAUGUAUAUGCAUUUAAGAAUGUGACAGUUAAAUUGUUUCAGAGGAUACAUGUAGGUUUGUAAUAUAUUAAGACUAAGUUUCUUUUAAGAAACAAAGUUGGCCAACAUCAUGUUUGUUAAAAUAUUAUGCCUGUAUACAUAAAGUUUUCAUGUACAUUUCAGUGUUAUAUUUAUGUCAAAUGUAAGAAAAGUAUAUGCCAAAUUUAUCGUUAUGAAGUGACUCAUUGGUCACUGUUUGAAUGAAAAUGAUGAUCAAGUCACUUCACUCCCGCAUCUGUUUGUGCUCUACAGGCCAUGAAUAUGGUAUUGGGUUGAACACGGUUAUGAACAUGUAGAAUCAUGCAGUAUGACUUACAUCUGUGCACUUUUCACACUUGCUACAAAAAAUGGUAUGGAAACUAUUGUUUAAACUUGCCCUAUCAUGUUGGAUUCAUCAAGUACAUCUAUUCUAUAGAUUUUUAACAAUUGACAAAUACUUUAAUAGCAACCUGAGAACAUGUAAUAACUAACUUUCUAUGUUAUACAUCACUCCCCGUUUCAUUCUCUCUGUAUUACGUAGUUUAAUCAUCUGUGUUCAUGAUUGAUUCUUCUGCAAACUUUAAAUCCCGCAAACGAGCACACUAAGGGUGUGAAAAAUUGGGUUGAGUGUUUCUCCAGGACAGACACAUCAUCUCUAUUGACUAUUCAGUGGUCACAUCUGCAUUUAAAACUGGUGCUUUCCUUAUUUAAAAAAAAAAUGUGCCAAAUUAUAUAUGUACUAUCAAUGAACUUUGGUUGAGUUAUUGACUGAGAUGGGUUGUCUCAUCACCAGGUUUAUUCUCAUGAAAAGGAAUUGUGCCUCAUCACAAUUUGGCCUUGCCCCCAUCGGCCCCAAUAUUCCUGGACAGUUGGGCUCUCUAUGUAGCCAUGGCUUUGUUUUCUUUAUCGUUGAUACCCGUGAAGAUCUUGUAUGCUCUGUACAGAAUUUAACCUUGUUAUUUGACUGAAAUAUGAAUAAAAACAUUUCAUAAUUGAUA